AUGCAAUCCUUCAACCAGGCUAAGCCAGUUGCUGCCCCCAUACAUGUCCUUCAUACAAUUCUGACCAAACUGGACAGCUCGCGGCGCGUUGGUAACAAGUGGCAUACCCUUGGAGGAGUGCCGCACAAUCCCUGGUUCAUAUUGGUCCAAGCGACCACGCUGGCCGGCCAAGUCAUCAUCAUCUUCCUCGGUGGUGAUGCGUUCCAGACAUCGACGGUUCCCGCGGGCGAACAAUUCGACCUUGUCGAGGCGAUCGAGGCCUCAAGACACGACGCGGCCGAGUGUCCUCGUGCUCCUGGCCUUGAGGUGCACCCGAACACGAUGAAGGUGGAUCCGGUCCUCGAUCUUGCGCGGACAGAAGGACGUGCCCCCGAGCCAGGACCUGGAGUUGCGCAGACCAGCGUUAAUAACGUCCUGUUGGGUCAACCACUGGCCGCCUGCGUCAAGAAGGUCCUGACGACGCCCCGGAAUAUCAUUCCGGGAUAG
This is a messenger RNA of Phialemonium atrogriseum, 486 nucleotides long. RefSeq lists its product as uncharacterized. Lineage: Eukaryota; Fungi; Ascomycota; Sordariomycetes; Cephalothecales; Cephalothecaceae. The coding region runs from base 1 to 486 and encodes 161 amino acids. The record is from RefSeq and is a predicted model, not a curated record. The transcript is spliced from 3 exons.